GUUAAUUUGUUAACUGUUAACCAACAUUUUGCAACAAAGUGAGCAGCAAGAUCAAAAAUAGGUCGGCAAAAAAGUUCGCACGCACUCUAAAAAAAUAUUUUUUAAACACUUGAUAUUCUAUUUCAUUAAAAGCUUCUGGCGUAUCAAGUAGGUAACUGAAACAAUGCUAAGUUAGGGCUUCACAUAAAUAAUAUUUUACAAGGUAAACAUGUGUACUUAUCAAAAGACACUUGUUAUCGUAUAAUAGAAACAAAAUUUUUUGAGGAUAAGAACUUAAGUCAAUUCCAUGGAAUCAACACUAGUAGAUAAUAUCCUGGGAGCAUUAAUGCACUUUAUGUUCCCCAUCAAGAUGUUACUCCGGCUUUAUUCCUUAUGUAUCUUGAUGGUGGACAUGAUGUGGGUGGUGGUGAAUGCUAUAUAUGCAGUACUGCAAGCAGUUUAUGAGUGCUUCAAGCCACCACCCUUGAAAUCUGUCAGAUUGGAGACUGCUCUGGUUAUCGGCUCCGGAAGAGGGGUAGGUCGAGAAAUAGCGAUACAGUUGUCUGAACUUGGAGCAAUAGUGCUUUGUGUUGACAAAAACAAAGCAAACAAUGAUAACACCGUUGAGAUCAUCAAGCGUAAAGGAGGUUCUGCAGCCGGCUUCGUUUGUGAUAUCACUAAGCAGGAGAAUGUGAAGAGAUUGGCUCUAGAGGUCAAGAAAGACCUUGGUUUUGCAACUAUGAUUUUCUACUGUUGUGGAAUACCAAGCCCAAGGUCCCUAUUGACACAGCCCCCACAAGAUAUUCAUGAUACUCUGAAUCUAACUCUGACUGCUUACUUUUGGCUACUUGAUUACUUCAUGCCGGACAUGAAAGCCAAGAAUCACGGGCAUAUAGUGGCAUUGACCUCCGUGGCUGGCAUUAGCUAUAUCAAGAACCAAAUGCCGCUGAGUGUUGCCCAGUUUGCAGUCCAGGGGUUUGCAGAAUCUCUUAUGGAAGAUCUCAGGAUAAAUAAAGUUGACGGAGUCCACGUCACACUGACACAUAUUUAUCCAUUCAUUGUUGAAGAAAGUUCAGAUUUGAAGCCGAAAAUACCUUCAUACUUCGGCACAAUAACUCCCGCGCUGGCGGCGUCGUCAAUAUUGGACAGCGUCCGCCGCAACUACCCCGAAGCUUCAGUACCCAAGCACCUGCUGUACCUCGGCCACCUGCUGCGAGUGCUGCCGCGGAAGGCGACCGUCCUCAUCAGGGACCUCCUCGAUACUGGAGUGGACUUCGCUUGAACUGUGCAUUUUUGUAAAUGUAACCUUAAGUGUCAAAUAGUGCCAUUUCAGCCAGGUUAGGCACAUAGUUGUAGUGAAUUCCCAGUGUGUGAAGUUGUGAUGUUAGCUCACAGGGCUUUUCUGUACUGAUGUAAUGAUGAUUGAAGUUUUUAUCAUACAUUUUUGUAUAUUAAGUAAGUACUUGUUGGUACAGGGAGAUUCUAUCGACCGCCGCCAACUAGGAGUUAUCCAGAUUGAAAUGCUCGGGGUGAAAUGGUCCCAGAGUGGGAGGACCAAUCACCAUCCAUCGGGUGGUUACUUCGGCGUUCCUAACCAGAUGUAAUAAUAUUAUAUAAUAAAAGAAAAAAUAUUUAUAAUAAUUGUUACUAAGUACUAAUGGGACCAAUGUUUUUAUACUCAAGUCAUGUCAGUCAAUAUGAGAAAUUAAGUAUUGUUACAAGACUAACUCAUCUGAAAUUAAGAAUGGUGGUCUAUGGCAUCAUGAAGAAUGAUGCGAUUUCAUUGCAGAAAAUCAUCAAUCACUAUAAACCCAGUACUUUUAUUUGUGUAGUGGCAAUCAUGAACUACGAAGAAAAUAUGUUUGAUCUUGUGAUGAAAUCUCAUUAUUUACUCCUAGAAGUUCCUUUUAUUUAGACUGAUUAAGUAUAAGCAAAUAAAUAGAAUGUCCUCUUGCUCCCAAAAAUUAUUUACAUGUUCAAAUUUAACAUUGAAUUCUAAGUCCUAUUUUUGAUAAUUAAACAAAAUAUGUAUUAGGUAUCUUUAUAAUGUGUUGUAUCCAUUUCAAUUUUAAAUGUAUGUUUUUUUUAAAUAAAAUAAUAUUUUUGUACCUUGUGUAUUAUGUAAUCUGUGACCUUGUAUAUAUAAUUACUAAUAAUACCUAUAAAAUAUGUAGUGCAUAUUUGCAGUGAGUUAGUUUUGAUAUCCUAAGCAGAAAAUAAUU
Messenger RNA from Plodia interpunctella (Indianmeal moth), 2201 nucleotides. Its product is annotated as epidermal retinol dehydrogenase 2-like. Lineage: Eukaryota; Metazoa; Arthropoda; Insecta; Lepidoptera; Pyralidae. The coding region runs from base 287 to 1261 and encodes 324 amino acids. Gene Ontology annotation, cellular component: lipid droplet. The transcript is spliced from 6 exons. The record is from RefSeq and is a predicted model, not a curated record. Gene Ontology annotation, molecular function: oxidoreductase activity, acting on the CH-OH group of donors, NAD or NADP as acceptor.